Molecule: messenger RNA, 921 nt
Organism: Saccharomycodes ludwigii
Lineage: Eukaryota; Fungi; Ascomycota; Saccharomycetes; Saccharomycodales; Saccharomycodaceae
Gene: MUM2
Product: Mum2p
Exons: 1
Coding region: 1-921 (306 amino acids)
Biological process (GO): regulation of alternative mRNA splicing, via spliceosome
Cellular component (GO): nucleus
Source: RefSeq, a predicted model, not a curated record
AUGUUAGGUGCCAAUAACACAGAAAGUAAUGUAUCUACUAGUUUAACGAACAAUACAACAACCGCUUCUAUUAAUAAUAAUAAUAAUAGUAAUAAUAAUAAUAGUUAUUUAGGGUAUCCUUCGUUUAAUAAUUCUAAUUUAGAAACCUCUUUUUCCAAUUUAUCAUUUGCUUCCUCUGCAACAAAUACUAAUAAUCAUAACGUUAAUGAACAGCCCAAUAAUAACACAAGUACUGCAAAGUUGCAUCAUCGUCACCUGAACAUUAAUACAAAUGAUCUUGGUAACAAUAUUAAUAAUAAUAACAUAUCACAAUCACUUUUAAAUACAUCAACUAUACCUACGCCUAAUACAGCAAUCACUUUUGAUUAUUGGGUAUCGCCCCAAGCGCGUAUUGUCAAUAACAAUACCACUAACAACAACGCUAAUAAUGAAGCAAAUGAGGAUUCAAAACAAUUGGAAAUGGCUUUAAAAUUGAAGGAUACGCAAAUUGAACUAUUAGAAACUGAAAUACAAAAUUUGAAAACUUUAUUUAACCAAAAAUACAAUAAUAAUCCCAGCAAUACUGCUAAUGUUAUGGAGGAUAGUAUAGAAGUCCCUGCAAACCUAGAAAUGUUAUUGAAUAAUUUAUCUACAACAUUACAAGAGAGAGAAACAGAAUUAAAGGAUACUAAGGAGAAAUUAGAAAGUGUGCUAACUGCCAUUGCAUUGAAUCCUUCUAACACAGUCACUAAAAAUGGGCGAUAUGAUGAAGAAACGAUGGCGCACAAAAUUGUUACCAGGCUAGAUAUGUUAACCAAAGAAAACCAAGAAAUGGCCAAGAUGUUAAGCUAUGGAAGGUCCAAGGAAUUGCACAUUGAAUUAGAGUUAUUAAAAAAAGAGAAUAAAGAGUUGAAAGCGCGACUUGAGAACCUAAAUAUUUAA